Messenger RNA from Dicrocoelium dendriticum, 1986 nucleotides. Lineage: Eukaryota; Metazoa; Platyhelminthes; Trematoda; Plagiorchiida; Dicrocoeliidae. The record is from the annotation of a GenBank genome assembly.
AUGUUGUUGAACAGACAUUUGUGGUUUUUUGUAGGGAGAACGCUUGCCAGGCGAAAAUCCACCACGUCCUGGAACACUGCCGCCGAACCAUUCGCUGGAACGGGAAGAACCCGAACCACCCAGCUGGCACCACGAGGAGGUUGUUCUGCAAGCCACCCAAUUGGAUACAUCUAUCUGCGUCUGAUGCACGACCUGGGCCUUGUUGGCCCUAUUCAGCGCCAAAACCUGUCUCCUGUUGCCAGUCAACAUCUCCUUCCAGCUACGGUUGAGGGAAUGGCUGCGAAAGACCACUUUUCCAGCAUGCAGCGUGGCCAUCAAGACGUGUGGGUUAGAGCUCGACGCUGUUUUUUGGAUGCCGCACUCACACAAGCUAGCCAUAUCCCACAAUGGAGCAGGGAGGUGCAAACGCAUUGGCUCGCUUGCCUUGGCCGAUUACGCUUCCAGGUGAUGCUGGAUCGGCUCUUAGACGGAAUUAAGACGCACGAGUUGACUGCAAAGACCAUUAUCUCCACUUGGCGACAUUGUGGCCGUAGCAUUAUGGCUCAAGCCCAGAACCAACAGGACCUGGAAUUGUGGCAGGCGUAUGCCAUGGGAUUUUGGCGAGCCGGACUUAUCCUCAUUGCUCAGAACACCGAUCCAUGUGAUGUGGAAUCUCUUGUUACGGAGUCAAGGCGAAUCUUCGACGCUGCGCUCACUACGUAUCCUAUCCCAUCGGACUCCAUUUGCUCAAGCUUGAACAGAUCGUCGGCAGGAUCAUCCGAUUCUUUCAUCCCCACAUUGGCUGCGCGUCUCAGACUACUUCGGCAAUACUUGGACUUGGAGCUGGGCGUGCACCCUGGCUCCGGUGGCACAAAGACACAGGUUGGCUCCGAACCACGCGCAGUUCGGCUACUAAUCUACGCUGUUACCGGUGGGGAUUACGCUGUACCAAAUGUGACUGACGCCCUCUGGCCGUCCACUUUGGUACGAACAAGCCAUGCCUACGGAAAGUGCAUGGAAUCCAUCUGGUCCUUGCUCGUCGCUCUUCCUGACGACACCAAACUCGAUCAGUUCCCCCUGACGUUGACCAACGCCUCUUCUUGCCAUGGAUUGUUGCCUCCUCUUUUCUUGGCCAAUCUAAUUCAACAACUGAAUCACUUCGCUCAUCAAGUGGCCGAUAUUGCAGCCGAAAUGACCGUGGAUCGCAUCGUAUCCGGUCCUCGGAUAACUACCUCUGCCCCUACCCUGAUACAAGCAAACAAAAGCGGAGUGUUGGAUUUGUUCUUACCGCCAAGUUAUCAGUUGAACUUGUACUCAGCAUGUCUCCCGGUCGCAUUAGACCUCUUCAUCCUCAGCCUGGAGUUGGACCGAUGGACUAGUUUACUGGCCUGUGCUUCAGAUUGUGCUUCCGGUGGUAUGCCUGCAACAGACUCCACAAGCAGCCAACGAGUUCGAAACGCCUUCGAACGUGCUGUUCGUGCGGGGUCUUUUGUUGCCCCGAUGGUGACGGAGGAUGGAGCGCUUUAUCACAUUGCUCUCGCCGCCAAUACUCCUUCCUUUUGGUCUGCUCACCUCCGUUUGGUCAUCUGGCGUGCAUACAUGGCUUUCGGUUGGAUGUCUGGCACGUCGUACUUGGGCUCCUCCACAUCCCGCUCCAACGCGGACCCUAGGCAAAGGCGUCAAGCACUUAAAGCUGUCUUCUAUCGUGCGAUUGAAGAUUUGCCCUGGGCCAAGGUUCUCUACACCGAUUUGAUUCGAUAUUGUCCUGAAGACGUGGAAGAAGUGGUUGAUCUGUUAUCCGAACGUGAGCUGCGAUUGCGUACUCCUCUGGAAGAAGUAGACCUCCUUCUUACUGCCAAACCAGUUGGCGAAUAAUUGUAUAUGCUACAGAAUCGUGUACAAAACAACUUUAGUUUUUGAAAUUUAAUCGCACAUUCAUCCGAUUGGUUGUUUUUAUUUGCCACAGGAGUGAACUCUUACUUACUUUUUUCACUGCAUGAAUCCACC